Molecule: messenger RNA, 1746 nt
Organism: Vanrija pseudolonga
Lineage: Eukaryota; Fungi; Basidiomycota; Tremellomycetes; Trichosporonales; Trichosporonaceae
Gene: WRNexo
Product: Werner Syndrome-like exonuclease
Exons: 4
Coding region: 1-1746 (581 amino acids)
Biological process (GO): nucleobase-containing compound metabolic process
Cellular component (GO): nucleus; cytoplasm
Molecular function (GO): nucleic acid binding; 3'-5' exonuclease activity
Source: RefSeq, a predicted model, not a curated record
AUGAUUCUGCCACCCGGGGCCCCGGCCACCACCACACACUUCUUUGGUCGCGUCAACUGCUGGAAGCCAACGUCAACAACGCGCAGUCUGCCUGUCACCCGACCCCACCCUCCCACCGCCACCAUUCUCGCCCGGAACACGCUCCGCAGCUCAGGCGCAAAGGUACCUCCUCCGCGCGACCUGGGCGCCGAGCUCGCCGAGCUAGCGGAGGAGUGGACCGGACCGAGCGUGUUUGUCGACAGCUCAAAGGGGAGCGCGGCCUCGCCCAUCAGCGUCGCAUCGAGCCCGUCGCCGCCGGGCGCGCCAGUAACAGCGCCAGCCACGCCGUCCCGCCUUCGCGUCGUCCCCCGCUACUCGCCGCUCGCGAGCACGGCGCUCACCCCUCCCCGCCGUGACGCGCCGGCUCCGCGCGCACUCCACCCUUUCUUCCGGCGCCCGGUCGCCCCGCCGCCGCGCCAGCCGCGAUUUGUGGCCACUUACUCGUCCACAUCGGAGAGCGGGAGCCAGGGCGACAGCAGCGUCUUCUCGAGCCAGGAGAGCCAGGACCCGCCGUCACCUACCCGCGUUGGCACAUACGCCGACGAGAUCACCGACGAGAUGCCCGUUGCUGAGAAGGCUGUGGUCGUGCCCAGAGCGCGGGUGAGAGUUGUGUCUAAGCCCAAGGGCGGGGUUGUGGCCUUUGAAGCGGCCGAGCCAGCUCCAGAGCCGCCAGCAGAGGAAGCCGAUGAGCCUGCCGACGACGAGGCGGACGAAGCACCCGCCGACGCCGCCGACGCCGCCCCCACCCCCGCCCUCCCCCUCUUCUCCAUCAAGUCCCCGAUCCCCGGGCACUUCAGCCGCACCCCAAACAUCGCGUACACAUCCGACGCGUCCGAGGCGGACGACCUCGUGUCCUGCCUGCGCGGGGACGUGUUCGGCUUCGACAUGGAGUGGCCCUUGCCCGGCGUGGGACCGACAAAGACCAAGACGCUCAAGGACGGCACGGUGCGCGCGUACCGCGAGGGCAAGUGGGACGCCAAGGCGCGGCGGUAUACCUGGCCGCAGGGGCGCACGGCCGUCGUGCAGCUGUGCGACGCGCACACGGUGAUCGUGUACCGCAUCCCCGAGAACCGGCGCCCCGGACCGGGGGUCGCCGCGUUCCUCGCCGACGCUGGCAAGAAGAAGGUCGGCGUGAAUAUCCGGAACGACGGUAACAAGUUUGCGCGCGACUUUCCCGGCGUUGCGCGCCCGGAUGGCCUCGUCGAGCUCAGCGCCAUCGCGCGCCGGAUUGAGGGGGCCGGGUUCUGGGCCGGCCCGAGCCUCGUCGCGCUCGCCAAGCUGGCGCGGCGAUACCUCGCCCGCGAGCUGGACAAGGACCCGCGCGUGCGCUCUGGCGCAUGGGACCAGGUGCUGGAUGCGGAGCAACUGGAGUACGCAGCAAACGACGUGUACGCGUCGCUCCUGAUCCACACCGAGAUGGAAAAGGAAACAGGCCUCGCGCCCGCGAAGGCGAGCGCCUUCGCCCUCUUCGCUGCAGGCGACGACGUGCCCCGCGUCGCCGAGACGAUGGGCAUCAAGGAGACCACGGCGACGUGGUACGUCGCCGAGGCGGACGUGUUCGCCGGCCUGGAGAACGUUGAUGUUGCCGUACGCCGCCGGCUCAUGGGAUAUAUCACGCCGGAUUCGGGCCUGGCGCUGCGCUGGGCUCAGCUGCUGCCUGAUUUGCGGCGCAGCUUGGGCGAGGAGGAGAUCCGGGAAUCAGUGUGA